GCCGGCAGGCGGGCCAUAACAUUAGGCACACCUGCACACUCACUUGACGUAUUUUAACUUUUCCAUAAACGUUGAAAUUGUUUAAUAAAACCACGUGCUCCAAUUUGAAAAGGAUUUUAAAGUAGAAUGUAGCCCAAAAAAUGAGAACAAUUUUGAACAGCCUUUCCAGUAUUUUGUUUUUGUCAUCAUUUGAAUUGGAGUUGGCUUCGAGAAGAAAGAAAGACGCGCAAACAGUCGUCAACAAAACGAGGGGCCCCCUCGAUCGAUAAGUCGAUGCUCGAUUGAGCGCACUCCCGGACUUCCACCGGGCGUCAUCAGGCACGAGCAAUCGAUAGCCGGCCGGUUAGGGGAACGCGACGGGAGCCAGCGAGAGAGUCCCAAGUUUCGGGAAGACGUUUGACGCUCUCCGAAAGGUUAGCACCUCGUUGACUCGAAAUUGCGGAGAAAUGUGAGCCUUGAGAGCAGGAACGCGUGUUGGAAGACACGAAGGAAGUUUUCCAGACGAGCGAAAACAAAGGCAGCUUAUUAGCCUUCCCGUUUGCGCCAACACGCCGACAUGAUUUCGAGCCCGAAAAGUGACGAUUGAGCAGCUCUUAAGUCGAUCGCAAGGGACCCUCGAACCACAAGCCGUCAGUGCGUCAGAGGUGAUCUCCAUGGCAACGCAGUUCACCAUCGACGACGCCUUCGUGCUGGAGGUCGAUGAGGACGGAGCCGCGUCUGGCGUGGACGCCGACGGACGGAAGCCUCGGGACAAGGACAGAGAAGCAGAGCUAACGUUCGGCCCUCUGACUUUCUCCAAAGCGCAGCCUCACCCCUCGCCUGAGCACAGCAACCUCAAGUAUCAGAAUCUGGAAAAUGAAGAUCCGCUUACCAACAACGGCAAUUCCUCUUUUAACAACUUCUUCAAAAUCAGUGACCCCGCCACGCUGUCUUACUGCAGCUCUCAGUGGUCCUUCAGCACCUUGAGUUCUGUCACGCAACUUUCAGCACGUUGUUGCGGGUGGCUGUCGCAUCCGAUGGUGAAGAAAAACCAAAGAGUUGUCCUUGCUUCCUUCCUUCUCCUGGUCACUGGAGUUGCUCUUAUUUUCACUGGCGUUCUCAUACAUCUGAAUCCAAGUUCAGGCGUUUCAAGUGCCAUCUUCUUCGUGCCGGGAUUCCUGCUCUUCAUCCCUGGAGUGUAUCACGUGAUAUACAUCAGCUGCGCUGUCCGCGGCAGAAGAGGCUUCAAGUUGUUCUACCUGCCUUAUUUUGACAAAUGAGAUUUCACCAAACACGACAUGAACCACUUUUGCUUUGUUCUGUUGUCAGUCCAGUGCCAACGUAUCCUGUUUGUGUUUCGGCGGUUGUGAUGACCGCUGACAAUGAAUCAUUCACUUGCUUGCCCUUUUCCACUACUGGAAACUGACUGACCUGUGUACGUCCAUGGACAUAUUGUAGAGUAUUUUUAUGCUAUGUGAAUACAGACUAUGAAAUGGCAAUAAAAACAUUUGUAACUUUU
Messenger RNA from Phyllopteryx taeniolatus (common seadragon), 1498 nucleotides. It is a transcript of the gene tmem134, whose product is annotated as transmembrane protein 134. Lineage: Eukaryota; Metazoa; Chordata; Actinopteri; Syngnathiformes; Syngnathidae. The transcript has 8 exons. The coding region runs from base 654 to 1259 and encodes 201 amino acids. The record is from RefSeq and is a predicted model, not a curated record.